This is a messenger RNA of Pneumocystis murina B123, 995 nucleotides long. RefSeq names its product ADP,ATP carrier protein. Gene Ontology annotation, cellular component: mitochondrial inner membrane. The record is from RefSeq and is a predicted model, not a curated record. The transcript has 2 exons. Bases 60 to 995 code for a protein of 311 amino acids. Gene Ontology annotation, biological process: mitochondrial ATP transmembrane transport; mitochondrial ADP transmembrane transport. Gene Ontology annotation, molecular function: ATP:ADP antiporter activity. NCBI's taxonomy places the organism in Eukaryota, Fungi, Ascomycota, Pneumocystomycetes, Pneumocystales, Pneumocystaceae.
UUUGGGACUUAUUUAAUAUUUAAGAAAUAUUCUUUAAUUUCUAAUAUCUUUGUCCAAAUAUGGCAAAUAAGACCGAUCCACAAUCUAAUUUUUUUAUUGACUUCAUGAUGGGAGGUGUUUCUGCAGCUGUUGCAAAAACUUCUGCGGCUCCUAUUGAACGAGUGAAACUUUUAAUUCAAAACCAAGAUGAAAUGAUUAAAUCUGGGCGUCUUAGCCAAAGAUAUACAGGCAUUAUCAAUUGUUUCUCAAGGACUGUUAAGGAUGAAGGAAUUAUUUCUCUUUGGAGGGGUAAUACUGCAAAUGUGUUACGUUAUUUCCCAACACAAGCUCUUAAUUUUGCUUUUAAAGAUAAAUUUAAAAAAAUGUUUGGAUUUAAAAAAGACAGGGAUGGAUAUUGGCCUUGGUUCUUUGGUAAUCUUGCUUCUGGAGGUUGUGCUGGUGCUGCCUCUCUUCUUUUUGUUUAUUCUCUCGAUUAUGCUCGUACUCGUUUAGCUAAUGAUGCUAAAUCUGCUAAAAAAGGUGGUGAGCGUCAAUUCAACGGCCUAAUCGAUGUAUAUAAGAAAACGCUUGCUUCUGAUGGUAUUCGCGGUCUUUAUCGUGGUUUCGGCCCCUCUGUUGCUGGCAUCAUUGUUUAUCGUGGUCUUUAUUUCGGACUUUACGAUUCUGUUAAACCUGUGGUCUUAACCGGGCCUCUUGAAGGUAGUUUUAUUGCUUCUUUCGUUCUUGGCUGGAUCGUUACCACCACUUCUGGUCUUGCUUCUUAUCCUAUUGAUACUGUUCGUCGUCGAAUGAUGAUGACUUCUGGUGAAGCUGUUAAAUAUUCUUCCUCUUUUCAGGCUUUUUCUCAAAUAAUUGCAAAGGAAGGUUCCCGUAGCCUUUUUAAGGGUGCUGGUGCCAAUAUUUUAAGAGGUGUAGCUGCCGCUGGUGUUAUUUCAAUGUAUGAUCAACUUCAAAUGAUUGUUUUUGGUAAAAAGUAUUCCGGUGGUUCUGGUUAA